UUUAUACAACAAAAUGGGUGCGACGUUUUAGCGCAGUUCUGCAUCAGCGGCUACAGGGGUACGGGCACUCUAGAGGGGAACAAAACGCUUGCGAUCGAGAAGUUGUGUUCCCCUCUGCCUCUCCCGCUCCCCCUCACUGCACGGCUUGGUGCAGUCUGACAGAAGCGGCCCAUUUAUAGAAGCCGGCCCUCAGGCAUCUAGAAAGGUGUCGAGACAACUGGAGAUUAGUCGCCAAGGUUAAAGCCCAGUGUUGUUCUCCACGCACCCACACACGUUCACACAAAUGACUGCGGGCGACAUGGACAAAGUCGAAGUCUUCGACGCGGGCAGCAAGGGAAGGGGCCUGAAGACGAAGCAAGAGUUCUGGAGUGGGGAUGUGGUCUUUGCUGAACCUGCGUAUGCUGCUGUUGUGUUUGACAACCUCACCUACCACGUAUGCCACGGGUGUUUCAAGAAGCAAGCGAAGCUCCAGCGCUGCAUGCAGUGUAAGUUUGCCCACUACUGCGACCGCACCUGCCAGAAAGCUGCAUGGACGGAGCACAAGAGCGAAUGCAGCGCCAUCAGGAACUACGGCAAGGCGCCCAGCGAGAGCAUCAGACUUGCCUCGCGUAUCUUGUGGAGGAUGAGGAGAGAGGGAGCUCUUGUCCCCGAGGAUCGCCUCGUGUCCAUCGAGGACCUCCAGGACCAUCUGGACGACCUGAGUGAGGACGAGAGGAAGCAGCUAAAUCUGGACGUUGAGGUUUUCCAGCGGUACUGGCAGCCCAAAGCCCAGGAGCUUAGCAUGGAGUCCAUGUCACACAUAUUUGGAGUGAUAAACUGCAACGGUUUUACCAUCAGUGACCAGCGUGGGUUGCAAGCUGUAGGAGUUGGAUUGUUUACAAAUCUCUGCCUCGUGAAUCAUGACUGCUGGCCAAAUUGCACCGUCAUAUUGAACAAUGGAAAUCGUGAUGCGGUUAAAUCAAUGUUCCACACACAGAUGAGAAUUGAGCUGCGGGCAGUCGUGCAUAUCAAGGCGGGAGAGGAGCUGAUGGUCUCUUAUGUGGACUUCCUGAGCCUCAGUGCAGAGAGGCGCAAGUCGCUGAAGGAGCAGUACUACUUUGACUGCAGCUGCGAGCAUUGCCAGAAGGGAAUGAAAGAUGACCUGAUGCAGGCUGUCAAAGAGGAAGAUGGCAAAAAGCCACCAGAAGAAACUGUGACGGGAGUCGUUGAGUUUUCAAAGACAACAUUGGAAAAAGUUGAGAAGGAACGACAAGAAGGAGCUUGGGCAAAUGUUGUGAAGCUGUGUCGGGCGUGCUUGAAGAAGCAGGAGCCUGUCCUGGCAGACACGAACCUUCACAAGCUGAAGAUACUGAGCCUCGUCUCUGAAGUGCUGUCUUAUCUGCAGCAUUUUGAAGAGGCUGCAGACUGCGCCAAGCAGAUGGUGGAGGGAUAUCAGAAACUCUACCAUCACAAUAAUGCCCAGUUGGGAAUGGCACUGAUGAGGGCUGGCGUGACGCACUGGCACGCUGGGCGCAUCGAACCAGGCCAUGCCAUGAUUUGCCAAGCGUACGGGAUUAUCCUGGUCACACACGGCCCGACCCACCCCAUCAGCAAGGAUCUUGAGGCCAUGCGCUGCCAGACCGAGAUGGAGCUGCGGAUGUUUAAGGAGAACGAAUACAUUUACUAUCAGAUGAGAGAGGCCGCGCUGAAGAAUCAGAAGAUGCAAGUGAUGGCGGAGCCGGCCGGCAACUACAUCAAGGAGCUCUUCCACAGACGGAAAUGAGACCCCGCGGCUUCCCCCCCCCCCCCCCCCUCUCUCCCGCAGGCAACCUGCCGUAACCUGUGGGAAGGGUGGGCUGCCGCAGGGUGAGGGUGGGCUGAAGCAAAGGCCAGGACGGCAAUUGUUUUCGGAAUCUGUUGUCUAAAAAAGGAGAGUCCUGUGGUAGACUUUCAACCUGUGUUGUUUGCAUUGUAGUAACCUAGAGAUGUGGAACACUGCCGAAGCAAAAACACAACAUGCUGGGAAAACCUCAGCAUGUCAGGCAGCAUCUGCGGAAAGAGAAGCAGUGGAAGGUUGAGGUCUGAAUCUGAGAUCUGAAGUGUCGACUUUUUCUCUCUCUCUCCCUCCACAGAUGCUGCCUGAUCUGCCGAGUUUUUCCAGUGAUUUCAGUUUUUGUUUCAGAUUUCCAGCAUCUGCAGUUUUUUUUUUUCUUUUGAUUUUCAUUGACCACAGCUUUAAGGUCAGUUUCAUUCACGUUAAUGCACAAAGGUGGAAGGCAAGAAUGGUUUUCUCCACUGUAGCUCGGUGCACAUGAUAAUAAUAAACUGACACUAAGACUA
Messenger RNA from Amblyraja radiata (thorny skate), 2319 nucleotides. It is a transcript of the gene smyd1b, whose product is annotated as SET and MYND domain containing 1b. The coding region runs from base 284 to 1762 and encodes 492 amino acids. Gene Ontology annotation, cellular component: nucleus. Gene Ontology annotation, molecular function: protein binding; histone H3K4 methyltransferase activity. The transcript has 10 exons. The record is from RefSeq and is a predicted model, not a curated record. Lineage: Eukaryota; Metazoa; Chordata; Chondrichthyes; Rajiformes; Rajidae.